AUUACCUCUGAGCUGCUUCCACUUUACUGAACCAAAAUCAAACAUCAGUAUAGUCAAACAAAAACACCGAAACUUGUAAGCUGCAACCAAAAUUAAUUUAUAUAAAAAAAAAGGUAGUAAAAAUAAUUUCAUCACGGGUUCCUCACUGACACAGAAAAAAAAUUCUUAUCUAGUUCUGAAUUCCAAUCUCUCUCGCUCAAGUAUCAGCUAGCUGAUUGAUGAAUUUAUUCUUCCAAUCAAUUGCGAAUGGAAGCUUCAAGAUUGUCAUGUCCUCCAAUCUGUCGACCCGUUUCUUCCCUUAACAAAGGCCCCGCCUUUGCUCUACAACGUCACAUUGCUUUGCCUCCUCACUUAGCUUUGACUUUCCAUUCGCAGUGCAGGGCUCCAAGGUUUAGUGAUGGCACCGGCCUCCCCUUGAGAAAAGGAAUGAUUGUUCUGUCAAGGCUAGCUUCUCAACCAUACCUAUUGAAACCGUGUAGAGUUAAAAGUGAGGACUCAGAAGGGACUUUAACUGGAGAAAGUAUCAUCGGAGAUGAGCAGACAUUGGAGCAGGAUCUACAGAAUGCAAUUAAGGAGGAGAACUAUGUUAGAGCAGCAGAAAUAAGAGAUACCCUUCGUUCUCUUCAGAGUGACAGCAAGGCUUCUGUACUAGCAGCUAACGCUCGAUUUUACGAGGCAUUCAGAAAUGGGAAUCUGGCGGCUAUGCAAGCCCUGUGGUCAAAGGGUGAUAACGUGUGUGUUGUGCAUCCAGGCGUGAGUGGCAUAUCUGGCUAUGAUUCUGUGAUGGGGAGCUGGGAAAUCGUGUGGGCUGAGUAUGAAUUUCCUCUGCAAAUUGAUAUUCUGGACGUUCAAGUACAUGUUAAAGGGGAUGUAGGAUAUGUUACAUGCAUCGAAAAGGUUAAAACAAAGGGGAGCAGCUGGGGUAAACAGUUUGCGACAAAUGUUUUUGAGAAGAUUGAUGGUCAGUGGCAUAUCUGUGUUCACCAUGCGUCAUAUGUUGAUCUGUGAUCUGAGAUGCCGAGGAGAAUUCUGUGCUUUCCGGAAAUGUUGCUCACGAAGGGGGGAUCCUGUAUCCAGAAUUAUAGAGUUACCUGUCUGUUGUCUUGAAAGGUUUUGUUCAUAUAUAGGAGAAAUCCAAGCAUAGAGGCUGCAGUUUUGGUUAUGUAAUGGAGGGUCUAGUUUCUGGCAACUUUGUAGGAACAUAAUUUAUGUCCUGUUCUAUUCCUGGCAAACUUUGCCAUUAAGUACUUAAUGUAACAAGUUGAAUAUGUAGGUCGGAUGUUACUAAAUUGAUUUCAGGAAGAAAGUGAUCAACAUGGCGCUAAAAAUUUCUUUGAAUCAUAUUCUAUACACCAUGCAGUGA
Messenger RNA from Oldenlandia corymbosa var. corymbosa, 1363 nucleotides. The record is from the annotation of a GenBank genome assembly. Lineage: Eukaryota; Viridiplantae; Streptophyta; Magnoliopsida; Gentianales; Rubiaceae.